AUGAAUAAAAAUUCAAUUAUUCGUAUUGCAAGACCAACAGAUAAUUUAGAUUUAAUCAAAAAUCAAUAUUUAAAUGGAUUAGGAUUUAAACUAUUAUUUCAAUUUGAAGAUCAUGAAGGAUUUGAUGGUAUAAUUAUUGGACAUGAAAAUCAAUUAUACCAUUUAGAAUUUACUCAUCAUCGUGGUGUUAUUGUUGGAAAAUCACCAACUAAAGAUCAUUUAUUAGCAUUUUACAUUCCAAAUGAAGAUGAAUAUAAUAAUCAAUGUAAAAAAAUGUUAGAUGCAGGUUUUAUUAAAACUAUAUCUUACAAUCCAUAUUGGGAUUAUAAUGGAUCAACCUAUGAGGAUAUUGAUGGAUAUCGUAUUGUUUUGGCUAAAAUUUCAUAUGGUGAAGACCAUUAA
This is a messenger RNA of Dictyostelium discoideum AX4, 402 nucleotides long. RefSeq lists its product as hypothetical. The transcript has a single exon. The record is from RefSeq and is a predicted model, not a curated record. Bases 1 to 402 code for a protein of 133 amino acids. NCBI's taxonomy places the organism in Eukaryota, Evosea, Eumycetozoa, Dictyosteliales, Dictyosteliaceae.